AUGUGGCAACUUAAGACAAUCAGUAGUUCACACCAUGUUCUGAGGAUUAGUUCUAAUAUUGAUAGUUUUAAUCAUUGGUUGUUGGCAAUAACAGUACUUGCUUCUUUACUCGAAGCAAUAUUGUUUCCCGUACUCAUUUCUAUAACUUGGAUAUUACUUUUCAAAAUUAAACAAAAAAUUAAUGGAAGCGAAUUUAGUCUGUGUAUGGACGCAACUUAUGGGUCUAUGCUUAGACUUAUUUUAAACACAUUUCUUAAACGUGAUAGAUUAACUAAGGGCAUGCGUAUAUUUAUUUUCAUAUUUUUUAUGGCAACUAUAUUAGGAAAAAAUAUACCAAAUGUUGUUUUUUCUAGAAUUAUUGGAAUUUAUAAUUUUACUGAAGUUAUUAAUUCAAAAGUUAUAUUAUUCAAUAAUGAUUUAAAUUGUUCUUAUUCUUCUUGUACUGCUGAUUUUGAAAGUAACUUCGCUUUGGUUUCUAAUUCAACAACUAUCCGAAAUGCUAUGCUUAAAAAUAAUGUACAAAAGGCUUAUUGGGGCGAAAAUAAUGGCAACAAUACUUUAUAUGCCGUACAAGCCAAAACUAAUGCCACAACUUGCAAUUUUAUAAUAGGAUCGACAACAGACUCUUUAAAUAAUGUUUCAGUUAGUGCUGGAAGUAAUCGAUUAGAAAAUGUAACAAAUAAGCCCCUAGAAAAUUGUAAUAGUUUUACUGCAGGUUAUAAUUCACAUAUUCAUCCUGAAAGGAUUAUUAACAUAGAUGCUUUUUCUCUUUCUACUGAGUUAUCUACUAUCAUAUCAGAUAGAUGUGAUAUACCGAUGAAUAUGUUUCUUAUCUCUUCUAACUUUUCUUCAAAUGUUAAUAACAUGGCAAAUUGGUUAAUUAAUGGAGGUUGUUAUACUUAUAACUUUAACCGUGAGUGUUCUGUAAGUAUGUCAUGUGAUAUUUCCAUAUCAUGGAAAAAAAUGCAAAUAUUCGGUGAUACACCUGACAAUAUAGUACUAUUGGAUGCAAAAUUUAAUAAUAGUUUAGAAAGUUUAUUUUCUCAUCAUAUAUCUUCCGAUGAAUUAAAUGGAAAAAUUUAUGGUGAUUUACUUAUUGGAUCCAUUAUAAGUAAUAUGUCUUCUGUUCAAACUAGGUGGGCAAAUACUAUCAAAUAUCAAGGAAAUCAAUCUAAUUUCAAUUUUUUAGAUGAAUUUGACUCAAUUUUAUCACAAUCUUUGGUAUCAGCUGUUCAAUCAUUUACAAACAAUGUAUCUGUUAAUGUUGAUAAAAUUAUAGAAAUACCUGCUUUGGGAAUUUGGUUAGAAUUUACUGCUUUCGCAUUUGCAUUAUUUUUGCUUUGUGGUAUUGCAAUUUACAUUUUUGGAAUCAAAAAUGAUCAAUUAUUGCUAUCACUUAGUGUAUUAGAUAUAGAAGUUUUGUCAAAUGCUAUUUUCAAAGGAGAUAUAGGAGAUUUAUCAAAUAUUACUUUUAAAGAUGAUGGUACCUCUGCUGAUGGUUUAAAAAUUUCUUGGCCAUUUGUACAAGAUACAUCUGAAGAAUUGUUUUCAACAAACCUGGCUUACCUUGCCA
This is a messenger RNA of Dentiscutata erythropus, 1573 nucleotides long. Lineage: Eukaryota; Fungi; Glomeromycota; Glomeromycetes; Diversisporales; Gigasporaceae. The record is from the annotation of a GenBank genome assembly.